AAUAUAGUUUUCGCAAGUUUUAACAAUGCGCAAAUAUAGUUCCUUGUACAAAUGACUUUAUAAUGGUAAAAAAGAGGGUAACGAGGUCGAUAACAAUUGUUUUGGUAUCUAUGAAAUGUGCCUGCAGUUUAUCACGUAGUGGCAAAUUUACAAUCGGUUAAUUACACUCUAUAUUCUCGAGAGUCUAAAAAACGUGUCAAAAAUGAAGAAAUGCCUGAUGACGCUGGUUCUAUCACACUGAAAUAUGUACGCGGCCAACAAGAUACACUUAAUCCGCUUGUUUUGACUUUUCCGCAGGGGCCACCUCCAACAAAUUUAUUGAACAACACAUCAGGUGGCCUUCGUUUUUCUUGCUAUCAUGGUAAACCACAAGGCAGUGAUGGUGAACAAACAUUCUUUGAUGUGCGCGCCGGUGCUAAUGAAUUCCAAGUAGAAUAUUUCGGCAGUAACCGUGAAAAGGGUGAACAAAGCGAUUCGCAAAGCCUUCUGAGACCUGAAAGUAAAUACCUUGUGGGAGUGUAUAAUAAAUUGACGAACACUGUUGAACUUCUUGAAACACCUUCUUUGUUCCUAAUGCAACAACGCGUUAUCACAUAUAAAGAGAAAGUUGAGCAUGAUAAAUAUGGCGAAUUGACUUCCAAGACGCAAAGAGACUUAUUAAUUCAUACUUUCUCGUCUAACCGUAGGCAACGUCAGCUUAUAAACACUCUAGCUAAUCAAGUAGAUAAGAAUGCUGAAUUCGGCGUGAAAGCUUUAGACAUUAAAUGCACGGACGACAACAACGAGGGGCCUCCUGAAAAUCGAUCUGAUUUACCACCUCACAACUCUAAAACUCAUGAUGUAAAGGAAAUUUAUCCGGUGGAUUCUUUUAUUUCGAUGGAUAUACUUGAUUUUAUUAUUGCGAGUCAACAACCAUGUAUCAAAACUUUAGAAAAGAAUGAUCCACACCUACAAAAUAGUGUGUGCAUGUUUGUAUUUGAAGCAAUGCAAGAUGUAAAGAACAUUUUAAUAAGCGACAAGUAUCGUAGCGGUGAAAAUAAACCUCCCCUAGAACAGGCACAACGGAUUGCUGCGCUAUUACAAUAUUUAGAUUAUUUAAUAACUAUAUACAAACUCCAACAACGCGAUAAAAGAAAAUUGAUAUUAAAUCGAUUUGAGCGAUUAAUUCCAACGACUAUCACGAAUGGAAUUCUCAAGAAAUUCGCAGUACAAGAGACUCCGACCCGAUGGAAAGUGAGUAAGUCACUCAAAUUGAAACUAAUAAGCUAUAUCUGUGUCAUUGCUAUCACAGUUAAAAACUUUUCUAUGGAUAUAGCACCACUCGCAAAGGAGCUGUCGAUGUCUGUAUUUGACCUAAGGCUCCAUUUAACUGCAAUAGGAUGCAGUAUAUCUACCAACGCGAAGAAAUCACAAUCUACAUCCCCAAACACUACUGCUGUGUUGAAGGCUCCUUUGAAGUUACCCGAUCAAACAAGAAAGAUUCCAAAAUUUAGUAAAUCGAGAUAACAAAAUAAGCAGUUUUGCUACGAUCAUGUAAAAACUUUGGGAGAGUGAUUCAUUUUUAACCCUCUCUAUUCUGAUAAACACUAACAUGCAGUGAAGCAUAUCGCACUUA
Messenger RNA from Schistocerca gregaria, 1615 nucleotides. RefSeq lists its product as uncharacterized. Gene Ontology annotation, molecular function: DNA binding. The record is from RefSeq and is a predicted model, not a curated record. Gene Ontology annotation, biological process: transcription elongation by RNA polymerase I; RNA polymerase I preinitiation complex assembly; nucleolar large rRNA transcription by RNA polymerase I. Bases 211 to 1506 code for a protein of 431 amino acids. The transcript has 3 exons. NCBI's taxonomy places the organism in Eukaryota, Metazoa, Arthropoda, Insecta, Orthoptera, Acrididae. Gene Ontology annotation, cellular component: RNA polymerase I complex.